CUCACAAAUAUAUAAAAUAAAAUAAAAUAAAAAAUAAAAAAUAGACAAACCCUUUUGUCUUUGUAUUUGGGCACGGGGCCUGACCUCCCCCUGACCACCCCCACCCGCUUUUUCUUCAAUUCCUAACGCAGCAAAAUCGUAUUCGUAUGCCACAGAUCACAUCUGUUACUUGGCCUAAUAUUUCCCUUUGUGAUUUGCUGGGGGAGCGAUUCAGGGGAGACACACAACUUUUAACAAUACAUCACCCGCCCAUCGAUUAUUAGUGGUGUGAUCUCCCUGCAUAAACCUCCCCACUCCUUUUUUUAUCAAGGAACAUAGUGGUGAGAUAAGGGAUCAUCAGUUGUAGCAUGCACAUCGUAAUAGAGUACUGAUUAUAGAAUAAUAUCAUGGAAGUGCUUCCGUGUUCUGGUGUUCAAUAUACUGCAGAAUCUGAUGGCCCUCAACAGAGUCCAGUAACAUCUUUUGUUUACGAGGGAGAACCUAAUUGCUCUGAAAAUGGUGAACGACAUGAAUUGGAGGACGGUCAACUUAAUGACUCAUUACCUAAAAUGAAAGGCCCUCAGGUGGAAGGGCAGGGUGAAGCUCAAGAGGCAGUUGGCAAACUGUCAGUUAAUCCAGAUUGGCAGUGCAGUGGAGCUUCAAAUUGCGAAUGUCAAGCUUUGGACCAAAAGGAAUCUUCUAGUUUCCAUGCUUUUGAUGAGGAUGAGAUAGAUGAACCUUGCUUAAUCUCAGAGAACCCUGUUCCCUUUGAGGAUACAAUUGAAAGUGAAUCACCAAACAACAGUAGGGAUGGAGAGUUACCACUUGCUGAACCUAGUUGGCUGGAGGGGGAUGAGUCUCUGGCAUUGUGGGUCAAGUGGAGAGGGAAGUGGCAGGCUGGUAUCAGGUGUGCAAGGGCUGAUUGGCCCUUAUCAACUUUGAAAGCAAAACCUACUCAUGGCCGGAAGAAAUAUUUUGUGAUAUUUUUUCCGCACACAAGAAAUUAUUCUUGGGCUGACAAGAUGUUUGUUUGUUCAAUUAAUGCGUUACCUCAGCCUAUUGCAUAUAAGAACCAUCAAGCAGGAUUGAAAAUGGUGAAAGAUUUGUCUGUUGCCCGACGGUUCAUUAUGCAGAAGCUAGUUGUUGGAAUGUUGAACAUCAUCGAUCAAUUUCACUUGGAUGCUUUAAUUGAAGCUGCUCGUGAUGUGAUGUUUUGGAAGGAGUUUGCUUUGGAGGCUUCCCGAAGUAAUGGUUAUUCUGAUCUGGGAAGAAUGCUUCAAAAGCUGCAAAAUAGCAUAAUGCAGCGCUACAUAAAUGCUAACUGGUUACAAAAUUCUUUUCCCAUUUGGAUUGAUCGAUGCCAGAACGCAAGCAGUGCUGAAUCAGUAGAACUGCUAAAGGAGGAAUUGUUUGAUUCUAUAUUGUGGAAUGAUAUCAGCACUCUGGAUGCGCCAGUGCAGCCAAUAUUAGGUUCUGAGUGGAAAACGUGGAAGCAUGAAGUGAUGAAAUGGUUUUUUACCUCUCCUUCAUUAUCUAGCAGUAAAGACAUGCAACAACAGCAGGCCUCUGAUGGCCCCUUCCAAGCAAGCCUCCAAGUUUGUAGAAAAAGACCCAAGCUUGAAGUUCGUCGUGCAGAGAUACAUGCUUCACAAGUAGAAACUAAGGGUUCAGAUCACUCUAUUGCGCUUGAGACUGACCCGGGCUUCUUUAAUAAUCAGGAGACAGUGAAUACAUUAGCCACUGAGACAUGUAAACGGGAAGAACUUAGGGAGGCAUCUAUUCCAAUUGAUUCACCAGGUAAUUUAGUGAACAAAUGGAACGACAUUGUUUUUGAGUCUGCUGCAGAUUCUGAGUUCUUGCAUACCAAAGCUAUGGAAUCAACACCUACCAGUGAAAUGGUUGCUCCCAAAUCUGUAGAACCUGGUAGUAAGAAUCGGCAAUGUGUGGCUUAUAUAGAAGCCAAGGGAAGACAGUGUGUGAGAUGGGCAAAUGAUGGUGAUGUUUACUGUUGUGUGCAUUUGUCCUCCCGGUUUUUAGGCAGCUCUGCUAGAGCAGAGAGACCUGCUUCAGUUGAUGCUCCUCUGUGUGAAGGCACAACUGUUCUUGGCACCAGAUGCAAGCAUCGGGCCCUUCCUGGUUCUUCAUUCUGUAAGAAACACAGGCCCCAUGCUGAAACAGACCACACUCCAAAUAUGCCCCAGACUUCCUUAAAGAGGAAGCAUGAAGAAAAUUACACUGGUUUGGAGAGCAUGUCCUGCAAAGAGAUAGUGCUGGCAGAUGCUGAAAGUCCUUUGCAGGUGGAUCCAGUUUCAGCCAUGGAUGAUGAUACCUUCCAUGGAAACACCAACUUGAAUGGGAAACCCAUGAAUUUAGGAAAUGAUCAUAAUGAAAUGGAGGAACUUCACUGUAUAGGCUCGUCUCCCUUUGAUGACAAGAACUCCUGUUUGGAAACUCCCAAGCGGUAUUUCUUGUAUUGUGAAAAGCACUUGCCAAGUUGGCUCAAACGUGCACGAAAUGGGAAGAGUAGAAUAAUAUCAAAAGAAGUGUUCGCAGAACUUUUGAGGGACUGUUUGUUACAGGAGCAGAAAGUAAAUCUGCAUAAAGCAUGCGAGCUCUUUUACAGGCUAUUUAAAAGCAUUUUAUCCCUAAGAAACCCAGUUCCUAAAGAAGUUCAAUUCCAGUGGGCUUUGACUGAAGCUUCUAAAGAUACGGGUGUCAGAGAAUUCUUUAAGAAGUUGAUUCAUAGUGAAAAAGAGAGAAUCAAAAUGAUCUGGGGUUUCAACGAUGAGAAAGAUGCACCUUCACUCAUGGAAGAAAUACCUCAGUUACCAUCCACUGUUAAUGAUAGCUUUGGUAAUGAAAAUGCCAUUAAGUGUAAGAUAUGCUCUGCAGAAUUUCCUGAUGACCAAGCACUUGGCAGCCAUUGGAUGGAAAACCAUAAAAAGGAAUCACAGUGGCUGUUUAGAGGUUAUGCAUGUGCUAUUUGCCUGGAUUCUUUCACCAACAAGAAAGUCUUGGAAAACCAUGUCCAAGAGAGACACCAUGUCCAAUUUGUUGAACAAUGUAUGCUUUUGCGGUGCAUUCCUUGUGGUAGCCAUUUUGGAAAUACUGAACAGCUAUGGCUGCAUGUUCUAUCAGUUCAUCCUGUCAAUUUUAAGGCAUCAAAAGCUCCUGAGCAGCAAACUUUGUCUCCUGGUGAGGACUCUUCAAUACAACUAGAAGCUGAGCAGGUAAACUCAGCCUCUUUGGAGAAUAAUUUGGAGAAUUCAGGUGGUUCACGUAAGUUUAUUUGUAGGUUUUGUGGGUUGAAGUUUGAUUUACUGCCUGACCUUGGUCGCCAUCAUCAAGCUGCUCAUAUGGGGCCUAAUUUAGUUAGCAGCCAUCCCUCCAAGAAGGGAGUUCGUUAUUAUGCAUAUAGAUUAAAAUCUGGCAGGCUUAGUCGUCCUAGAUUCAAAAAAAGCCUGGUGUCAGCAUCAUAUCGGAUCAGAAGUAGAGCUAGUGCCAAUUUGAAGAGACGCAUUCAAGCAUCAAAGUCGCUUGGCAUUGGGGGAAUAACCAUACAACCUCAAGUAACUGAGACAACAAAUAUUGGUAAGUUGGCAGAAUAUCAAUGCUCUGCUGUUGCCAAGAUUUUGUUUUCUGAGAUCCAAAAGACUAAGCCUCGGCCAAACAAUCAUGAUAUUCUAUCAAUUUCUCACUCUGCCUGCUGCAAAGUUGGCCUUCAAGCUGCACUGGAGGAGAAAUUUGGAACUCUGCCUGAAAAGCUGUAUCUCAAGGCUGCAAAACUUUGCAGUGAACAUAAUAUUCUAGUGAGCUGGCACCAGGAAGGGUUUCAUUGUCCUAGAGGUUGCAAGGUGUGCAAGGACCAACCUUUGCUUUCUCCCUUAGCAUCCCUUCCUAAUGGCUUUGUAAAGCAAAAGGCUUUAGAUAUGUCAGAUCUUGCAGUAGAUGAGUGGGAGGUGGAUGAGUUUCAUUACACCAUCAAUUCGCACCAUUUAAAACCAGAAUCCUUGCAAAAGGCUGUAGUCUUGUGUGAUGACAUAAGCUUUGGGAAGGAAGCAGUUCCAGUGAUUUGUGUAGUAGAUCAAGAACUUCAAAAUCCACCUCAUAUGUGUAGGUCUAAUGAACAUGAUAUGAAUCUUUCUAUGCCAUGGGAGAGCUUUACCUACAUUACGAAGCCAGUGCUUGAUCAAUCCCUGCAUCUUGAUUCAGAGAGUCUUCAAAUGGGAUGUUCCUGUUCAUAUUCUACUUGCAGUGCUGAAACUUGUGCUCAUGUAUAUCUUUUUGAUAACGACUAUGAAGAUGCAAGGGACAUCUUUGGAAAAUCAAUGCGCGGCAGAUUCCCAUAUGAUGAGAAUGGUCGAAUGAUUUUGGAGGAAGGUUACCUAGUCUACGAGUGCAACUAUAGGUGCAGAUGUAAUAAAACCUGUCCAAACAGAAUUUUGCAAAAUGGAGUUCGAGUUAAAUUGGAAGUUUUUAAAACAGAGAAAAAGGGAUGGGCUGUUAGGGCUGGUGAAGCCAUCCUACGUGGCACAUUUGUGUGUGAGUAUGUGGGAGAGGUUUUAAAUGAGCAGGAGGCACAUAACAGGCGCAAGAGGUAUGGCAUAGAAGGUUGCAGUUAUUUCCUUGAUAUUGGUGCUCAUAUUAAUGAUAUGAGCAGAUUGAUUGAAGGACAGGGUCGAUAUGUUAUUGAUGCUUCUAGAUAUGGAAAUGUUGCGAGGUUCAUCAAUCACAGGUAA
This is a messenger RNA of Neltuma alba, 4718 nucleotides long. RefSeq names its product histone-lysine N-methyltransferase SUVR5. Gene Ontology annotation, cellular component: nucleus. Lineage: Eukaryota; Viridiplantae; Streptophyta; Magnoliopsida; Fabales; Fabaceae. The record is from RefSeq and is a predicted model, not a curated record. Gene Ontology annotation, molecular function: zinc ion binding; protein binding; histone methyltransferase activity.